ACCUUGGUAUGGUUGCAUACGAGAAUGAUAGAAUUGGUCGCUAUUCAUGUCUUUCGUUCAUGGUACUUAUCAGUUUCCCCUUUUAUUUUUUAUUCGGUUGUCUUCGCUUGCUUUGUCAAUUGUGUUUUGCCUGUCGAUAGACAAAAGUAUUCAUAUGCGGAAAUAUAGUAUUAAACACUUGGAUGUGAACAAUUCAGAAAUAAAAUGUCUGCAAAAGGAAACAACGGCAGUUACAAAGUGCUUAUGCAGUUGUGGUCAAAUGAAUUAACAAAUGAUGAUAAUCCCCCGGCGUUUUAUCUGAGCCGUCCAAAUAUACGCGCCGUCUACACUUCCAAUUAUGGCGAAACUACUGAUGACGUACACUUAUUAUACUUUAAAGAACCAAAGAGUACAGCAUAUCCUCUUGACUUGAAUAAGGGAUUCGAUCAAUUCAUUUUCCGCCAAAAAAGUAAACCAAGUCAAGUAUUGGCUAAAGUCCAAAAAUUUGUAUUGGAGAGCGAAGAUAAUGUGUUGAAACCAAAUGCCUCAAUCCCGGAUGCGGAGUUCCGAAAUGAACCGCAGGCAAAAUCAAAACGAAAAGUGGUGCUAGGCCAACGGGGAGUUCUGACUCGUAUCAUGCUCGUUCCAUAUCGAUUGACCCCAUCGGAAUAUAACAGUUACACAUUUUCGGCUACCAGGUACUGUGGUAUUCUUCAUCUCACUGACGUUGAUUGGAGAGAUGAGCAGAACAAAAACGGCUCAUAUCACGGAAAGUUUGCCCAAUCCUGCUUUUCCGGAAUAGAAUUUUAGAAAUUUUUAGAGCGGUUUGAAGCUGCAAAGACCAGACGAAAGGGCGUAACACUUUGCGCAUAUCGAAACAGAAAAAGCUUGAUCGAGUUGCAAUCACAACCGAAGUGUUGAGCGAAUCUUUAAAAUAUCACGUUCUGUGUGCAAAUUUUCAGCAGUAGGACAAUAACGCCUCUUUUAUUAUAUGCCUCGAACAGGCUAAAAGUUUAAGGAUUGAAUUCUUAAAUUGCAAAUAUGUAAUCGUAAUUAUCUGAACUCUUUACAAAUAAGGCUUGUUCGAGUUGCAAUCACAACCGCAUUGUUGAGCGAAUUAAUAAAGCAUCACGUUAGCUGUGAAUUUCUAGCAGCGUUUUACCAAUUUGGAAGUUACAAGUCUUGCAAAUUUUCAUCACCGCUGCAGUAUUGCUGUUUUUAUUGCGCGUCCCACCAGGCUUAUUCUGUGGAUCGCAUAGCCAAUGUUUGACUUAACAAAAGUUUCUUAAAGUAAAGCGCAGUGCAAAUUUUUUCCAGCCAGUUAACUUUCCUAUAUUUCCGCUGGUUAUAAGGAUGGCGGGCGAAGGGGGAGUGGGCGUCGUACUAACCGCCAUUUACAAAAAUGCAACUGCUUCCUUAGCAAACUAGUUAAAAAAUUACAGUUUUUACUUUUCGCUUGUUUUUAUGUACUUUAAUUUGAUCGAAUAAUUAAAAAAAUUGCAAGGCCUAAUUUUGGAUAAAAAAAUAUUUU
Rhagoletis zephyria (snowberry fruit fly) is the source of this 1510-nucleotide messenger RNA. RefSeq lists its product as uncharacterized. Gene Ontology annotation, biological process: nuclear-transcribed mRNA catabolic process; NAD-cap decapping. Gene Ontology annotation, molecular function: mRNA 5'-diphosphatase activity. Gene Ontology annotation, cellular component: cytosol; nucleus. Lineage: Eukaryota; Metazoa; Arthropoda; Insecta; Diptera; Tephritidae. The record is from RefSeq and is a predicted model, not a curated record.